Messenger RNA from Halichondria panicea, 1918 nucleotides. Its product is annotated as eukaryotic translation initiation factor 3 subunit L-like. Bases 113 to 1804 code for a protein of 563 amino acids. Gene Ontology annotation, cellular component: cytoplasm; eukaryotic translation initiation factor 3 complex. The record is from RefSeq and is a predicted model, not a curated record. Gene Ontology annotation, molecular function: translation initiation factor activity. NCBI's taxonomy places the organism in Eukaryota, Metazoa, Porifera, Demospongiae, Suberitida, Halichondriidae. The transcript has 18 exons. Gene Ontology annotation, biological process: translational initiation.
GUGACUACUAUUUUGACCUCUAAACUUUGCCCUUUCAACUUUGUGAAGGGUCAAAGGUCGAUAUGGAGACUGCUAAAGUCCACGUGGUUGAAUAGGAACUCAUCAAUCGAUCAUGGAACAACCUCCUACUGAAUACUUCUAUCCUGCACAACAGCCUGGUGUGUACGGCAUGCCCCCACCCCCCGUCCCCGGGUAUAUGGCCCCUCCUAUCAUCAUGGGUCCUGGCAUCAUGUAUCCACCUCCAGGACAGUUCUACCCUCAGGGGGCUCCCCCCAUGGAGCCAGUCCCCAUGACAUCAUCAGAUGGUAUCUCGGACAAUCCUGAUAACUAUAUUCCUGAUGUUAUCAAGGCAUUCAUUCCGUUCUUCCAUGCCCAAGUCAUUGAAAAGAACGUGGAUGAAAUUCUGCGGAUCUAUGAGGAGGAGUUUGGGAAACUAUCUACUCGUUUCUUCACGGAGGCUCCCUGGCCCAGGGCAGAGCUCAUAGCCCCCCUUGUCAAAGGAGACGAGAUGUUCCUGGCUCUCUAUAAGGAGAUGCAGUUCCGACACAUCUACGCAAAGUUCAAGCCAACUGUUGAGCAGAGAAUGGAGUCAUUCCAGAACUACAUCAACCUCUUCAAUAUUAUUCUGGGUUCCAAAGAGCCUGUGGAUUUGGAGAUUCCUAACCAGUGGCUGUGGGACAUCAUUGAUGAGUUCAUUUAUCAGUUCCAAUCAUAUGUCAUGUUUCGAGGCAAACUAAAGAGUCGAUCAUCUGAGGAGAUCCAGCUGCUCAAGGACAACCCUAAAGUGUGGAGUGUCCAUGGCGUCCUCAAUGUACUCUAUGCCCUAGUGGAUAAGUCCAACAUCAACAAACAGUUAGAGGCCUACUAUGCUGGGGAAGAACCCUCCUCCGUGGCUGGAGACCUGGGAAACCUCUCUCUCUAUAAGAACCUCGGCUACUUCAGUCUCAUUGGACUCUUGCGUCUGCACACUCAGCUGGGGGACUACUACCAAGCACUGCAGGCCGUGGCAAACGUGCAGCUCUCUAAGAAGGUAUUGGCCACCACUCGAGUACCAGCCUCUCAGAUCAGUCUCUAUUAUUAUGUGGGAUUCUGCUUCCUCAUGAUGAGGCGUUACAAGGACACCCUCCGCACAUUCUCCAAUAUCAUUGUCUUCAUCCAAAGAGCUAAAAACCACUUUCAGCCAAAGUCCUACCAGCAGUUGCAAGUCAUCAAACAAAACGAGCAGAUGCUCAACAUCAUAGCCAUGGUCGUCGCCCUCAACCCACAGCAUGUUGAUGAAGUGGUCAACUCUCAGCUGAGAGGGGAUAAGUUUGCUGAAAAAAUUAUGUCUCUCUCGAAGGGCGAGCUCAAGACAUUCGAGGAAAUGUUCUUCUUUGCCUGUCCCAAGUUCAUGUCUCCCAUACCCCCGGAUUAUGAGAGCCUUCCUGAGAACUAUAACAAGCAACCUACUGAGCAUCAGUGCGAUGUAUUCAAGGCUGAGAUUGAGCAACAGCUUGUACUGCCCAAACUCAGAAGCUACUUGAAGUUCUAUACUACCAUGCCCAUCUCAAAGCUGUCAGCAUUCAUGGAAGUCGAUGAGGCCACACUGCAAGAGCACCUCCUGUGCUUCAAGCACAAGACCCGUUGCCUAGUAUCAACGAGUAAAGGCACCCAACACCUGGCAGGGGAGGUGCAGUCUAUUUCUGACCUGGACUUCUAUAUUGAUGGGGAGAUGCUACACAUAGCAGACACUAAGAUGGCUCGUCGCUAUGGUGAUUUCUUUAUACGACAGAUCCACAAGCUAGAGGAGAUCUGUUCCAAAUGAAGUGCUCAUGUUGAAUUUAUCGUGUGUGCACAUGUCAUACAUUCUCUGUAGUUGAUCACAAACAAUGUUUUAUUAAUAUUAUGUGUUAUGAUAAUAAUUAUUAAGAAUCAAGAA